Molecule: messenger RNA, 1092 nt
Organism: Kogia breviceps (pygmy sperm whale)
Lineage: Eukaryota; Metazoa; Chordata; Mammalia; Artiodactyla; Physeteridae
Source: RefSeq, a predicted model, not a curated record
AGGAGAGUCAGGCGCGAGCCGCUUCCAGGAUCCGAGAUCCGGAGAUCCGGAGAAGCCGCAGUCAGAGCGGUUCCUCAAGAGUUAUUGAUCUAUGAAAUGGCAGAGAAUGGAAAAAAUUGUGACCAGAGACGUGUAGCAAUGAACAAGGAACAAUAUAAUGGAAACUUCACAGAUCCCUCUUCAGUGAAUGAAAAGAAGAGGAGGGAUCGGGAAGAAAGGCAGAAUAUUGUCCUAUGGAGACAGCCACUUGUUACCUUGCAGUAUUUUUCUCUGGAAAUCCUAGUAAUCUUGAAGGAAUGGACCUCAAGAUUAUGGCAUCGUCAAAGCAUUGUGGUGUCUUUUUUACUGCUGCUUGCUGUGCUUAUAGCUACGUAUUAUGUUGAAGGAGCACAUCAACAGUAUGUGCAACGUAUAGAGAAACAGUUUCUUUUGUAUGCCUACUGGAUAGGCUUAGGAAUUUUGUCUUCUGUUGGGCUUGGAACAGGGCUGCACACCUUUCUGCUUUAUCUGGGUCCACAUAUAGCUUCAGUUACAUUAGCUGCUUAUGAAUGCAAUUCAGUUAAUUUCCCUGAACCACCCUAUCCUGAUCAGAUUAUCUGUCCAGAUGAAGAGGGCACUGAAGGAACCAUUUCUUUAUGGAGCAUCAUCUCAAAAGUUAGGAUUGAGGCCUGCAUGUGGGGUAUCGGUACAGCGAUCGGAGAGCUGCCUCCAUAUUUCAUGGCCAGGGCAGCUCGCCUCUCAGGUGCUGAACCAGAUGAUGAAGACUAUCAGGAAUUUGAAGAGAUGCUGGAAUAUGCAGAGGCUGCACAAGACUUCGCCUCCAGGGCUAAACUGGCAGUUCAAAACCUAGUACAGAAGGUUGGAUUUUUUGGAAUUUUGGCCUGUGCUUCAAUUCCAAAUCCUCUGUUUGAUCUGGCUGGAAUAACAUGUGGACACUUUCUUGUACCUUUUUGGACUUUCUUUGGUGCAACCCUGAUUGGAAAAGCAAUAAUUAAAAUGCAUAUCCAGAAAAUCUUUGUUAUCAUAACAUUCAGCAAACACAUAGUGGAGCAGAUGGUGGCUUUCAUUGGGGGACAUGAUUCGAGCCCCGGU